Knipowitschia caucasica is the source of this 483-nucleotide messenger RNA. NCBI's taxonomy places the organism in Eukaryota, Metazoa, Chordata, Actinopteri, Gobiiformes, Gobiidae. The record is from the annotation of a GenBank genome assembly.
AUGUUCCCCUCUGCUGUCCCCCUCUGCUGUUCCCCUCUGCUGUUCCCCUCUGCUGUCCCCCUCUGCUGUCCCCCUCUGCUGUCCCCCUCUGCUGUCCCCCUCUGCUGUCCCCCUCUGCUGUCCCCCUCUGCUGUCCCCCUCUGCUGUCCCCCUCUGCUGUCCCACUCUGCUGUCCCCCUCUGCUGUUCCCCUCUGCUGUUCCCCUCUGCUGUCCCCCUCUGCUGUCCCCCUCUGCUGUCCCCCUCUGCUGUCCCCCUCUGCUGUCCUACUCUGCUGUCCCCCUCUGCUGUCCCCCUCUGCUGUCCCCCUCUGCUGUCCUACUCUGCUGUCCCCCUCUGCUGUCCCCCUCUGCUGUUCCCCUCUGCUGUUCCCCUCUGCUGUUCCCCUCUGCUGUCCUACUCUGCUGUCCCCCUCUGCUGUUCCCCUCUGCUGUUCCCCUCUGCUGUCCUAUUCUGCUGGUCCCCUCUGCUGUGGUUAUACUGA